AGUACCCACCUCCCCGUUCUUUAGGGUUUUCCAAUAGUGAAUAGGCAGACGAAAGGUGGCGGGAAGAAAGGCAGCAGCAGCGGCGGCAGGUAUACAUACAACUGCGUAUUAGUAGAGCAUUCACUAAGCAAGCAAACAAGUGGAGAGAGACGGCGUAAACCUGGCUGAUCUCCCUGCUUUACUGUUUCUGGGUUUUCCCCCCGCGGCGUGUUCUGCGAAACGAAAGUAUUAUCUAGUAAAGUCAAUUCUCCUCUUUUCUUUUUUCCUUGUUGUGCUGAUCCUCCGGUCAAACACUCUGGAGACACCGAGGUUUUUCUUUAUCUAAGCGAGGGUUAAAGGAAAAAAUAAAGAGAAAGUGUAUAUUUCUUUCGCGCAACUCUGCGUCUAUCACGUUUGACGUGUUGACGCACACAGGCGCGCUUUGCUAUCGAUUAUUAUCACACGGCUCAGCCACAACAUCGCUUUACACCACCCCAAAGGCAAACAAACAAUUCAACCAGCAUGUUCCGCACGUCGCUGGCACGAUCGUUGCUGCGCCGCGCGACGGCACCCAGCAAGAGAACCACCGUCGCCGCCGCCACCGCCGCGUCGCUCUGCUUUCCGCGCAAGUUUGAAAGCACCAUUGCGAAGGGUGGAGAGGAAUUGGCGAGCACAGCAACGGACACUCCCGCUGCGAACGCACGCGCCACGGCAGCCACCGCCACGGAGCCGCCGCUGCGCGCCACGCCGGCCGAAAAGGCAUCUCCACCCUCCAAGCCUCACGGCAUCGACUACGCCAGUCUCUACGCGCACCACCCGGUCGACUACGAGCGGUCGACGACGCAGGCCCCGAACAUCCUGCGCUUUCCUGCUGACGUGUCGAACCCGGCCUUCCAGGAGAACAUGCGGCGGAUGGAGGGCCUCGUCGAGCAGCUGCGGGCGCGUGUGCGCUACGUGCAGGCCGGGGGUGUCAUUUCAGCGGAAGAGGCGGCCGCAGCGGGUGUGUCGCUCGACUCCAAAAAGGCAGACGAUCUGGUCCGCACGUUGCACCUCAGCCGAGGAAAGAUGCUCGCACGGGAGCGGAUCGAGAAGCUGGUGGAUCCCGGCACGCGCUUCCUUGAGCUCUCACAGCUGGCCGGCUGGGACCUCUACUGGGACGAGAAGAGUAAGUCCUACGAGCGCUGCUACAGCGGCGGCAUCGUGACCGGUGUGGGGGUGGUGAGCGGAGUGCGCUGCAUGAUCGUCGCGAACGACGCCACCGUGAAAGGGGGCACCUACUACCCCAUCACCGUCAAGAAGCACCUGCGAGCGCAGAAGAUCGCGGAGCAGAACCACCUGCCCUGCAUCUACGUCGUCGACAGCGGCGGUGCGAACCUCAGCCGCCAGGACGACGUCUUCCCCGACGAGCAGCACUUCGGCCGCAUCUUCUUCAACGAGGCGAGCAUGUCGCACAAGAACAUCACACAGAUUGCGGUGGUGCUGGGCAGCUGCACGGCCGGCGGCGCCUACGUGCCGGCGAUGGCGGAUGAGGCGAUUCUGGUGGCCCGUACCGGGACGAUCUUCCUCGGGGGUCCGCCGUUGGUGCUGGCGGCGACCGGUGAGGUGGUUACCCCGGAGGACCUCGGCGGCGCGGACGUGCACUGCCGCGUCAGCGGUGUAGCGGACCACUACGCGACGGAUGACCUGCACGCCCUCUACGUCGCCCGCCGCUGCGUGGCGAACCUGAACCUGCGGCGCUGGAAUGAGCGGCGCAACCCGACCGACGUGAAGCCGGUUGCCCCGCUGUACGACCCGAAGGAGCUGGGUGGCUUUAUUCCGGAUAUGCUGGCCGCCGUCGUGAAGAGCUUCGACGUGCGUGCCGUUAUCGCCCGCAUCGUGGAUGGCAGCCACUUCGACGAGUUCAAGGCCCUAUACGGCACCACGCUGGUCUGCGGCUUCGCACACGUGGAGGGGAUGGAGGUGGGCAUCGUCGCAAACAACGGCAUCCUCUACUCGGAGUCCGCGCUGAAGGGGGCUCACUUUAUUCGACUGUGCUGCCAGCGCAACGUCCCGCUUCUCUUUCUGCAGAACAUCACGGGCUUUAUGGUGGGGAAGAAGUACGAGGAGGGCGGCAUCGCGCGGAACGGCGCUCGCCUGGUCACUGCUGUGGCGACGGCAACCGUGGCGAAGAUCACGGUGCUGAUCGGUGGCAGCUACGGCGCCGGCAACUACGGCAUGUGCGGACGCGCCUUCGAGCCGCGGUUUCUCUUUAUGUGGCCGAACGCACGGGUGAGCGUGAUGGGCGGCAACCAGGCCGCUACCGUGCUCGCCCUCACGGACCGCCGUCUGAAGAACGCGUCGGCGGCGGAGGUGCAGGCUUUCAAGGACACGGUGAAGGAGAAGUACGACAGGGAGGGCUCGUGCUACUACAGCACGGCGCGCCUGUGGGACGACGGGGUGAUUGCGCCGGAGGACACGCGUACGGUGGUGGCCGAGGCGCUGCGUGCGACACGGCUGGUGCCAACCACGAACACGGAGCAGUAA
Molecule: messenger RNA, 2502 nt
Organism: Leptomonas pyrrhocoris
Lineage: Eukaryota; Euglenozoa; Kinetoplastea; Trypanosomatida; Trypanosomatidae
Product: putative mitochondrial 3-methylcrotonoyl-CoA carboxylase beta subunit
Exons: 1
Coding region: 502-2502 (666 amino acids)
Biological process (GO): L-leucine catabolic process
Cellular component (GO): methylcrotonoyl-CoA carboxylase complex; mitochondrion
Molecular function (GO): methylcrotonoyl-CoA carboxylase activity
Source: RefSeq, a predicted model, not a curated record